Closterium sp. NIES-65 is the source of this 1023-nucleotide messenger RNA. Lineage: Eukaryota; Viridiplantae; Streptophyta; Zygnematophyceae; Desmidiales; Closteriaceae. The record is from the annotation of a GenBank genome assembly.
AUGCCUUUGAUUCCCCCUCCCGUCGCCUUCCACGCCUGCCGCACUCGCUUUCCCGCCCCCCGCACAUACACCCUUCCCUUCUUCCCUGUUUCCCCGUAUCCCCUGCGCUGCUUCCCACCAUCCUCCGACUUGCUCCCCCCAUCCCCUUCCCUACUUCCCCCUUCCCCUCCCCUGCUUCCCCCUUCCCCUCCCCUGCCUCCCCCCAUCCCCUUCCCUGCUUCCCCCCAUCCCCUUCCCUGCUCCCCCCCAUCCCCAUCCCUGCUUCCCCCCAUUUCCUUCCCUGCUUCCCCCCAUCUCCUUCCCUCCUUCCGCCUGUGCCCUCUCCUACCUCCCAACAUCCGCUUCCCUGCUUCCCCCCUUCCCCUUCACUGCUCCCCCUCAUCCCCUUCCCUGCUUCCCCCCAUCUCCUUCCCUGCUUCCCCCCAUCCCCUUCCCUCCUUCCCCCCAUCCCCUUCCGUGCUCCCCCUAAUUCCCAUCCCUGCUUCCCCCCAUCUCCUUCCCUGCUUCCCCCCAUCCCCUUCCCUCCUUCCCCCCAUCCCCUUCCCUGCUCCCCCUCAUCCCCAUCCCUGCUUCCCCCCAUCCCCUUCCCUCCUUCCCCCCAUCCCUUUUCCUGCUCCCCCUCAUCCCCAUCCUUGCUUCCCCCCAUCUCCUUCCCUGCUUCCCCCCAUCCCCUUCCCUCCUUCCGCCUAUGCCCUCCCCUGCCUCCCCCCAUCCCCUUCCCUGCUUCCCCCCUUCCCCUUCCCUGCUCCCCCCCGUCCCCUUCCCUCCUUCCCCCCGUCCCCUCCCUUGCCUCCCCCCAUCCCCUUCACUGCUUCUUCCCAACCCCUUCCCUGCUCCCCCCCAACCCCUUCCCUGCUCCCCCCCAUCCCCUUCCCUGCUUCCCCCCAUCUCCUUCCCUGCUUCCCCCUAUCUCCUUCCCUACUUCCCCAAAGCGUGGGCGACGGUUCGAGCUGCGUGGGCGACGAUGGGGGGAAGCUUGGCCGACGAUGGGAGGAAGCGGGGGCGAUAAGCGGGGAAGCGUGA